Molecule: messenger RNA, 1185 nt
Organism: Parnassius mnemosyne (clouded apollo)
Lineage: Eukaryota; Metazoa; Arthropoda; Insecta; Lepidoptera; Papilionidae
Source: the annotation of a GenBank genome assembly
AUGACUAAUGUUAUGCCUGUUAUUUCUAUUCAAUGCGAUUGGAUUGAUAUGUUGAGACUUUCCCAAGGGGAAUUUUGGAUAUCUUCUAAGUAUAUAGGUCAAAACAGUACACAUGAAACUAUAAAAACCUUGGUUAAUAAAACUGAUGGAAAAAUGCAUAUAAGAUGCCCACAAAAUUAUCAAUAUAUUUCACACACUAAUUUAAGCCUUGUAAUGAAGCAUAUAGAUUCCGGGUUAAAAGUGGCAUUUGUAGCACCCACUAAGACACAUAAUAUCCACAAAAAUGCUGUGCUAUCUGUUUCAUCGGGAGAAAAUGCUAUGGCAGCAUCAUCUUGUGAAGGGGAUAAACUCUUAGUUUGGGAUACUAGAACUGAUGAAGUUCUCUUGGAUUUAAAAGGUCAUGGGGGUCCAGUGUACAGAUGCAAAUUCUUUCCUUCAAAUGUAGUUUUGAUUUCUGCUGGUGCUGAUGGCUCAAGUAAAAUAUGGUCAGCUGAGUCUGGAAUUAAUCCUGUGACAUUAAUAGGUCACAAAAUGUCUGUCUGUGAUAUCAGUAUUAUUGACAGAGGAAGGAAUGUUAUAACUGUCAGCAAAGAUGGCUCUGCAAAGUUAUGGGAUGUUGGUGAAUCAAGAAAUAUUGCUAACAUUCUAGAAGGUCAUGGUCCCAUUAAUUGCUGCACCAUAACUUCAACAUCAGAUACAGUCAUGGUAGCUGAUGAUAGAGAGAUAGGUACGGGCAACAAGUUACUGGUUGUGGGUUGCGAAAGUGGUUUAAUAAUCUGUGCUCAUGUGGCCAAAAGAGAAAUUAUUUACCAGAAGCAACUGGAUUCUGCUAUAAAUGCCUGCUUGGUUAUUGAUCAAACCAUCAUUGCUGGCUGUAGUGAUGGAAAGAUUGUUUACCUUAAUGUCCAAGAUGGUUCAAUAGUAAAAGAGUUACACGAAUCUGCCAACCCAAUCAUGAGUAUGGCAACACUAGCCAAUCAAAUGUUUGUAGUGGGAAGACAAGAUGGAACCUGCACAGUUUAUUCAAUGCAAGAAGCACACAAUGCAGUAAGAGUACAACUAACAGGCUCCGAUUGCGAUGGUAUAAGAGAUAUAGCAUUUAAUGGAAAAUGGAUUUUGACAGCUUGUAGAGAUAGAAAUAUAAGAAAAUAUGAUUACAAUCAAAUAUCGGUACACUAUAAGUAA